Molecule: messenger RNA, 2675 nt
Organism: Cataglyphis hispanica
Lineage: Eukaryota; Metazoa; Arthropoda; Insecta; Hymenoptera; Formicidae
Product: post-GPI attachment to proteins factor 2-like
Exons: 5
Coding region: 726-1511 (261 amino acids)
Biological process (GO): GPI anchor biosynthetic process
Cellular component (GO): endoplasmic reticulum membrane; Golgi membrane
Source: RefSeq, a predicted model, not a curated record
CAGUCAUUUAUCGCGGCCGACGAUCCUAAUCCGAAAUAGGGACGUUUCUCGCCACUUGUGCUCGCACGCUUAUCAUUCCUAAUCGGAAAUCGCGAUCGUGAUUCAUUAGCGGGGCGUUAGUCUGCAGUGCUUCGGCAUUGCGCAUUCGUCAAGUUUGUCACGCGCGUUGACAUUUGCUUUCCGCCGUUCACCAAUAUCGGCGAAUCCUUUAGCGUAUCAGAUAAAAAAACGUGAAAGCUAAAAAAACAUGGUGGAUUGUUCGCGAUAAAAUGUGGCCGCGAAUCGCCACGGUUUCAUCUCUUCGCUUGCUCUAUAAAUAGAGCAAGUAGGUUAUUCGGAAAAUAUUCCAUCGCAAAAAAUGAAAAUAAUAACAUCGAAUGACGUAUGAUACAAUGAAUAACACGGAAUGAACGUCUCAUAUUAAUAUAUAAUGUAUCGUCCAGUUCGCAAUUAGAUCUCACAUUUUCGCGAACAUGCAAGUGUCAAUUCCUUCAGAAACGAGUUCCUUAAUCACAGUAUUUUAUUAAUGAGCAAUUUUGAAGUAUCAGCUGUUGGAUGGAGCAAUCUGUGAUUUCUUCUCAUUAGGAUUAUUAUGGAGAGUAAAAUAAUGUGAAGGGUCAUAGAAUAAAUUGAAAGCUGGAGAGCAACAUGAAUCUUUGCCGCACAAUUGUCUGACUGAGCUCUAUUCUGAGUUACGUGUCAUUGCGUUACGCACAAAUGCCAAGAUGUUAGACAACACUACUAAUAUGGAACUGAAUAAUGUGGGAAGCAAUAGGAGUUCCAUAUAUCUUGCGCUAUCAUUUCGAAAAUUGUGUCUGGCAACAGUUGGCUUACCACUUAUAUCGCUGUUGUUUUGUUUCAUCACGGCAUACAUAUUCCAACAAGAUGACAUUCAUGAAACUCACUGUAGGGUAUACAAUAUUCUCCCAUCAAUCUCAGCUAUUACAGGCGUAUCUCCUCAGAGAUAUCUAUGGCGAAUCAGCAUAGCAUUACAUAUUGGACCUAGACUGGUUAUUGCCAGUGUUUAUCAUUCAUAUUAUUACAACAUACUUAAGAGCAUUGAAGAUGUGCCUCUAAAAAUUAUGGGGAGUAGGCUCCUAAAUUUAUGCUAUUGGCUAAAUAUUGCCGAGGUAGCAGCUCUAUGUGGUGUAACAUAUAUUUCUAACAGGGAAAAUUAUUCGGUACACGAAAAAAUUUUCAUAGCAUUCAUGAUUAGUUCGCUCAUGUACAUGCUGACUGCUGUAAGAUUAGGUCGCCUAAUAACUCCAAAUGCACAAAGCCUUCAGUACAAACAGGCGCUCUUUAUGACGAGUCUCGUCAGUACAAUUGGUCUUAUUAUCUUUUUCUUGAAACAUCGACUGCUGUGUCACGAUUUGGCAUUUAGUUGGUUCUCGCUAUGUGAGUAUGUGAUAGCUUUUGCAAAUAUGGGUUUUCACAUCACUGUGGUUUUGGAUUUUCCAAAAGAGCAACUGAUCGUAGGUCACGAUUUACCUGCCGCGAAAAUAGAUUAACCUUUUAGGAUAAUAUAUCAUUCUCAUUGUCAUAUUAAAGUGCCUAUUGCCUCUGCAUGGAAGUGCUAUAAAUCAUGGUUCUUAAGAGGUGAACAUUUGGCACAAUAUACAAUAUGCAGUAUCAUAAUUAUCUCAGUUUUAUGAUAUUUUAUAAAAUUAUAAUGUGUUCUAUUGUUGAGAUUAAUAUAAUUUGCUUCCGCGAUUUUUAAUAGAGAAAAUACUCGAUGUAUGUACUAUAUUAUACUUAUUUUUACAUUUAUACUAUUUUGCAAUAUCAAUUAUAAUAUUCAAUUAGUGAGCAUGAAGGGAUAUCUGAUUUGAAAAAUGAAAUGGAAAAUCUAGCGCUUCCAAAGUGUGGCACUGGUUACUUUCAAAACGAUGAAAUAUGUAACGGCCUUUUAAUAUCGGUUAGCAAUAGAGUAUUAUAUGAUUAUAGUAAACAAUAGCUUAAAAAGUAUUCUACAUACAAACAGCAUUUGACAUUAGUGUAAAUUGAAUAUUAUUACUAGUGUAAAUUGAAUAUUAUUACUGCGUCGUAUGAGAUUACUUCUAAAGACUUUUGAAUCUUUUUUUAUAGAGACUUUUACAAGGUGAGAAUUCUAGUCAAACAUUAAUUAAUUCUAGUCGCGAUACAUUUUAUUCGCUUUACACUAUUCUUAUUUCAUGUCAUUAGCUAAAACUAGAUUGUAGAAUGCAAAGUUACAUCAAAUGGAUUUUGAGAUAUAAUUAUAAUUAUUAAAUGUAUGUAUAUAUUUUUAAGUUAUUGCAAAGAUAUAGAUGUACAAUUAUAUGUUGUUGGUAAAUCACAGAAAUCUUAUAUAAGUUACAUUCAUUCACCUUGUAAGAGAGAUUAAUUAAUCUUGUGAGAUAAUAAAAUAGCUAAUGUUUGAGAUAAUAAAAUCAGCUAAUGUUCAUGAGCUGUUCUGUUCAGCAUUAUUGUACUACAAACAUAGGAUACCUAUGUUUGUAUGUAGUAUACAAUAAUCUUGAUAAUAUAGCAAUUAUCCGGAUUCUAAUGAUUAAAACAGUCGCAAUCGUAUUAAAAUAUUUAGACGGGGAUUGCAUUCGGACCAGCUUUUUCAAGAGAUAUGAUCUAAAUUUCUCACGCGAAUUUAUAAGACAAUGUUGACAAACAAAAAUUUCUACAAAAUUUUAUGAUUACCC